AGCCUACCUGGAGGUGCACCAGCUGGAACUGGAGAAGCUCAGCACCCAGAUCCGUGAGUCCAAGAGGAAUUCACGCCUGGGCUUUCUCUACGAUCUGGAUAAGCAAGUGAAGUCGAUCGAGCGCUUCCUGCGUCGCCUGGAGUUUCACGCUAGCAAGAUAGAUGAGCUCUACGAGGCUUAUUGCAUCCAGCGGCGACUCCGCGAUGGUGCCCACAACAUGGUCAAAGCGUACAGCACGGGCUCGCCGGGCAGCCGGGAGGCCCGCGAGAGCCUGGCUGAGGCCAGCAAGGGCUACAAGGAGUACACGGAGAACAUGUGCUUGUUGGAGAAUGAGCUGGAGAGCCAGCUGGGCGAGUUCCAUGUCCGGAUGAAAGGACUGGCAGGCUUUGCCCGGCUCUGUGCUGGUGACCAGUAUGAGAUCUUCAUGAAGUACGGGCGGCAGCGGUGGAAGCUACGGGGCCGCAUCGAGGUGAACAGCAAGCAGGUGUGGGACAGCGAGGAAAUGGUUUUCUUGCCCCUUGUCACCGAGUUCCUCUCCAUCAAGGUGACAGAGCUAAAGAGCCUGGCCAACCAUGUUGUGGUGGGCAACGUGUCCUGCGAGACCAAGGACCUCUUUGCGGCUCUGCCCCAGGUAGUGGCUGUGGAUAUCAAUGACCUGGGCACCCUCAAACUGAGCCUGGAGGUGACCUGGAACCCCUUUGACAAGGAUGACCAGCCCUCAGCAGCCAGCACUGUCAACAAGGCCUCCACGGUGAACAAGAGGUUCUCCACCUACAACCAGAGCCCGCCUGACACGCCGUCCCUGCGGGAACAGGCUUUCUAUAGCCCGGGGCGGGCAGCCGACAAGCACGGUUGGUCCUUGCUGGACAUCUUUCGGGAGACACUCUUCGAGAAGCUGUCUCAGAGCUGCUCCUGUGGCGACGUCUCCUCGGCCGAGCUCGGGAGAUGCCCGCAGCAGGGCCGC
Messenger RNA from Eurypyga helias (sunbittern), 964 nucleotides. Its product is annotated as protein FAM65A-like. The record is from RefSeq and is a predicted model, not a curated record. The transcript has 10 exons. The annotation marks the transcript as partial. NCBI's taxonomy places the organism in Eukaryota, Metazoa, Chordata, Aves, Eurypygiformes, Eurypygidae.